Molecule: messenger RNA, 959 nt
Organism: Oncorhynchus kisutch (coho salmon)
Lineage: Eukaryota; Metazoa; Chordata; Actinopteri; Salmoniformes; Salmonidae
Gene: rpl11
Product: ribosomal protein L11
Exons: 6
Coding region: 335-913 (192 amino acids)
Biological process (GO): translation
Cellular component (GO): ribosome
Molecular function (GO): structural constituent of ribosome
Source: RefSeq, a predicted model, not a curated record
AAAUCCACAAUCAUCAGCGUGAUAUGGCCAACAUCUCAAUGUUUUUAUAGCCAGAUAUGAGUAGAUUCAUGUUCAGCAUUGGAAUGAAGUUGUAUUACGGCCAAGAUGUUAUGGACCACUGAUUUAAUUGAAGCAUCAGUAAGGGCUAGCGACAUAGCUGUUGUAGUUGAGGUCUCUCCCCGAAUACGUUUUUUCAAUGCUUUGUUAGUUACCGCUAAAUAGGUAACUGGAACGUCCGUAAGCGAACCGUGCGAAAAUAUUGUAAAUAUUCUGUAAGAAGUUGUGACAUUUGAUUCCGCAACAUUUUAAUAGCUGUCUAUUAGCAGUCGGGGAUAUGCACGGGCAUGUCCGUGUGGCAGCUUUUAGUGGUUCACUUAGGAAGGAACAGGGCGAGAAAAAGGAGAACCCCAUGCGUGAGCUUCGCAUCCGCAAGCUCUGUAUGAACAUCUGUGUUGGGGAGAGUGGUGACCGACUGACCCGUGCUGCUAAGGUGCUUGAGCAGCUGACAGGACAGACGCCUGUCUUCUCCAAGGCCCGCUACACUGUGCGAUCCUUCGGCAUCCGCAGAAAUGAAAAGAUUGCUGUCCACUGUACCGUACGUGGAGCUAAGGCUGAGGAGAUCCUGGAGAAGGGACUCAAGGUGCGUGAGUACGAGUUGAGGAAGAACAACUUCUCCGACACUGGGAACUUCGGCUUUGGCAUCCAGGAACACAUUGAUCUGGGAAUCAAGUACGACCCCAGCAUCGGUAUCUAUGGACUGGACUUCUAUGUUGUCCUUGGCAGACCUGGCUUCAGCAUCGCUGACAAGAAGCAGAAAACCGGUCGCAUCGGUUUCAGGCACCGUAUCCGCAAAGAGGAGGCCAUGCGCUGGUUCCAGCAGAAGUAUGAUGGGAUCAUCCUCCCCGGGAAGUAAAGGAUCACCAUUGGCCUUGUUCAUAACAAUAAAAUUUUAAAAAUAA